This is a messenger RNA of Bombus impatiens (common eastern bumble bee), 573 nucleotides long. RefSeq lists its product as uncharacterized. Gene Ontology annotation, biological process: sleep; positive regulation of voltage-gated potassium channel activity; regulation of synaptic transmission, cholinergic. The record is from RefSeq and is a predicted model, not a curated record. The transcript is spliced from 3 exons. The coding region runs from base 138 to 557 and encodes 139 amino acids. Lineage: Eukaryota; Metazoa; Arthropoda; Insecta; Hymenoptera; Apidae.
GCUACAUAUUAGGAUAGUAGAAUAAAAGAUAAUGUCGCAGUAAUUUAGAUAAAGUGGCUGUAAUUUGAGAAAAUUCGACAAUUGGCGAACAAAUGUUAAAUACAUUGUAAAUAUAGGAACGCAAAAGAAAGUUUAAAAUGCAUGUAAAAAUAAAUGCAUUACAUGUACUGUUGCUUUUAUUUGUAUUCCAAAGAGAAGAAUCGAAAGCUAUUACGUGUUAUCAAUGUAACAGUAAAAGGGAUCAAGAUUGCACUAUUAAUACGGCGGAUAUAAGAUAUUUGAAGCCAUGCUCCUCAUCGCAAGCAUUUUGUCGUAAAGCUGUGUACAUAUAUUAUUUUAUGAAUUCUCACGAGUACAUAAUAAUACGCGAGUGUGCAAAAUGGGGAAGUGCUGACAACGAAUGUUAUAGAGGUCGUUACCCACGCGAUAGUUAUCAAUUUGUAUGCGAAUGUAAGAGUACAGGAUGCAAUCGAUCUACGACAUUCUCAUCCAUGACGACCACAGUUCUGUAUGUUCUGUGUCAAUUUAUAGUUUUUCUCGUUAGAAGUCCUACCUGACACGAACAUAUCGUUG